AAUGUUCUAUUUUAUUUCGCGUACCUUCUCGUUUCUACUUGGGCCGUCGAAUCCUCAUUUUAAUAUACAUUAUUUAAUUUCUUCAACAUUCUCCCCCCUUAAUGUCACGGACAAUUAAACAAACAAAAAAAGAUGAACAAAACGUCAUGAAAAGAAUCCGAAAAACCGGAAAGGCAUGAUUGAUUCUGUAGAAUGACCAGGAGUGGUAUUUGAACCUGGAAUAUCGUCAAAAUCCGACAACCAACCAGCAUUAACAGGAAUGGGGGGGGGGCGUUUCACCAGGCUGUCCUCCAUCCACACGCCUAUGCCAUUGACCAGCGCUUUUAAAUCGACAGUAACAGGUACAGUUAUCUUAUGCCAGAGUAGCAUCAGCGGGUGAACGGCUUGUGAGGGUCCUGUAGUGCGGCAUAUUCAAAAGCAAUGUCUGGGAUUGCGUCUAAACUUCAACGCGACAGGGCAAGGGCAGCCGGGGUUGGCACCAACGAAAAUGCAGUGAAAUAUAUGCGCCAGGACUUCGACAGUUUAAGAAAGCAAUGCCUGCAGGCCGGUAAACUAUUUACAGAUGAAAUAUUCCCUGCUUUGUCGUCUUCUCUGGGAUUUAAUGAAUUGGGGCCAAAUUCCUCUAAAACUCGCGGUGUUACCUGGAAAAGACCCACGGAGUUGUGUUCCAGUCCACAGUUUAUUGUGGGGGGUGCCACCAGGACUGAUAUCUGCCAAGGGGCGCUGGGGGACUGCUGGCUCCUGGCUGCCAUCGCCUCAUUGACCCUCAACGAGGAUGUUUUGUCCCGAGUCGUUCCCAGCGGACAAAGCUUUCAAGAGAACUAUGCUGGAAUCUUUCACUUCCAGUUCUGGCAGUAUGGAGAGUGGGUUGACGUGGUGGUUGAUGACAGGCUGCCCACGAGGGACGGAGAGCUGCUGUUUGUCCACUCAGCCGAGGGGUCAGAAUUCUGGAGCGCCCUGCUGGAGAAGGCCUAUGCCAAGCUGAACUGCUCCUACGAGGCUCUCUCGGGUGGGAGCACCACUGAAGGGUUUGAGGAUUUCACUGGAGGCAUUGCAGAGGUUCACGAGCUCAAGGACCCUCACCCCCAGCUCUUCAAGAUCAUUCAAAAAGCUCUGAGGAGAGGGUCUCUCCUGGGCUGCUCCAUAGAUAUCACAAGUGCAGCAGAAACAGAAGCCGUGACAUCACAGAAGCUGGUGAAGGGGCAUGCCUACUCAGUCACUGGAGCUGACGAGGUGAAAUAUCGAGGUCGACAGGAAAAGCUGAUCAGGGUCCGAAACCCAUGGGGUCAGGUAGAGUGGACUGGACCCUGGAGCGACAAUUCUCAACAGUGGAGCUCCACCAGCGAAGACGACAGGGCGAGACUGAGCAACAGAUCGGAAGACGGAGAAUUUUGGAUGUCCUUCUCCGAUUUCCUGAGACACUACUCCCGUGUGGAGAUCUGUAACCUGACCCCUGAUGCCCUGACCAGUGACGAGUACAAUAAGUGGGAUUUGUCCAAGUAUGAGGGGAGCUGGAGGAGCGGCUCCACUGCUGGCGGCUGCAGGAACUACCCAGCCACAUUCUGGACAAACCCCCAGUUUGUGCUCAAGCUGGAGGAGGUGGACGAUGACCCCGAUGAUGGGGAGGAUGGCUGCACCUUCCUGGUGGGUCUGAUACAGAAGAACCGCAGGAGGCAGAGGAAGAUGGGAGAGGACAUGCACACCAUCGGCUUCGCCAUCUACGAGGUUCCUGAAGAGUAUGCGGGGAAAAGGAACGUGCACCUGAGCAAAAACUUCUUCCUGAAGAAUCAGUCCAAGGCGCGCUCGCAGAGCUUCAUCAACCUGCGGGAGGUGUGCAGCCGUUUCAAGCUGCCUCCCGGGGAGUACCUCGUGGUGCCCUCCACCUUCGAGCCACACAAAAACGGAGACUUCUGCCUGCGCGUCUUCGCAGAGAAACAGGCUGACACGCAGGAGCUGGAUGAUGAAAUUGAAGCAAAACUGAACGAGGUUGAAAUUACUGAAAAUGACAUUGAUGCCAAGUUCAGGAAUCUGUUCACCCAGCUAGCAGGACAAGACAGUGAAAUUUCAGCAUUUGAACUGCGUCACAUACUGAACAAAGUAGUAGCAAAGCGUUCUGAAAUUAAGACAGAUGGAUUCAGCCUGGAAACCUGUCGCAACAUGGUCAACCUUUUGGAUAAAGAUGGAACUGGGAAGUUGGGCAUGGUGGAGUUCAAGAUACUGUGGACCAAAAUUGAGGGAUAUCUGAACAUCUACCGGAAUAAAGACGCUGAUCGCUCUGGUACUAUGAGCUCACAUGAGGUGCGUGUGGCCAUCCAAGAAGCAGGGUUCACGUUAAACAACGUGUUGCUCCAGAGUGUUGUUGCGCGUUACUCCGAGGCCGACCUCACUAUUGACUUUGACAACUUCGUUGGGUGUCUGGUUCGGCUGGAGACCAUGUUUAGACUGUUUAAAUCCCUGGACAAAGAGGAAAGUGGAUCGGUGGAGUUCACACUAUUGGCAUGGAUGAAUAUCACAAUGAUGUGAGGCUGGUGAGAGAUCUGCCAAAUAGACCCAGCAUGCACUGUCUCCAGGACUCGCUGGCUGAAACACAAACCAAAAAGCUGUUGCAUGAAUAAUGUAGUUCAUUCAAGCUGUGCCUUUACUAGACAGGGAGAGUGUCACUUUGAUUUGCUUUUAUUGUGCUCUGAUAUAAGAUUUAUACGUUUUAUUUUAAGAAUUUAAGGACUUUUCAGUUCUGCUAAAGCCAUUCCAAUAUCUAUGUAUGAAUUAUAGUUUGUUGUUACUUUUAUACCUGAUGAAUGAUGCCUAACAUUUCUGGAGGGCUGCUCAGUCUCUGUACCUCACUAGUACCAUACAUUUAUUUACAUGGACAUGCAAUGAAAUAAAUAUAUUGCAAACUGUAAUUAACUGACUUGCAGGUGUAUGGGCAGACUUUUUUUCAGAAAAUGUAUUAACCAAAUGUUCAUUUUUUUAUUAUAAAGUGAAAUCCCACCUUGACUAAAUUUGCUAUUUGAAAAUGCAUGUUAUUAAUAGGGACCUUAUAAAAGUUUACCAUGGUAUGUUGCAUGAUAUUGUUGCAGUUUUCCUAUGCUUUUCCUAGGGUUGUGCUAUGCAUUUACCACAGUUUACCCUGGUUUGCCAUAUUUUUUAAAUAUCCUCUACUAUACCUCUCUGUUCUUUACCAUGUGUUCAUUAUGCUUUAUUACACUUUGCUAUGAUUUGACUGUGGUAAACUUUUAUAAGGGUUGUGGUAGCAGUAACAGAAAUAAUAGUAUAAAGAAGAUGAUUCAAGACAGAUGGACACUAUCGGUAUAUAAGGGUUUACAUUUUGAAGGAAGACCCUAACCUUAACCCUAAAGCUUAAUGUAAAGUGUCUAUAUAAAAACAUCUUUCAAACUGUACCAAAUUGCCACAUGUUUCACUUUCAUGUCUUCUGGUGCAUGGUUACUUAGUGAGUGUUGAUAAGUGUGGAAGUAAAACAAAACUGUGCUUA
Messenger RNA from Acipenser ruthenus (sterlet), 3493 nucleotides. Its product is annotated as calpain-2 catalytic subunit-like. Gene Ontology annotation, biological process: proteolysis. The transcript is spliced from 21 exons. The coding region runs from base 421 to 2523 and encodes 700 amino acids. The record is from RefSeq and is a predicted model, not a curated record. Gene Ontology annotation, molecular function: calcium ion binding; calcium-dependent cysteine-type endopeptidase activity. Gene Ontology annotation, cellular component: cytoplasm. NCBI's taxonomy places the organism in Eukaryota, Metazoa, Chordata, Actinopteri, Acipenseriformes, Acipenseridae.